Sphaerodactylus townsendi is the source of this 2769-nucleotide messenger RNA. RefSeq names its product Rab interacting lysosomal protein like 1 (gene RILPL1). The transcript has 7 exons. Gene Ontology annotation, cellular component: cytoplasm; ciliary basal body. Bases 247 to 1473 code for a protein of 408 amino acids. Lineage: Eukaryota; Metazoa; Chordata; Lepidosauria; Squamata; Sphaerodactylidae. Gene Ontology annotation, biological process: cilium assembly. Gene Ontology annotation, molecular function: protein dimerization activity. The record is from RefSeq and is a predicted model, not a curated record.
CAUCAGCGGGGUGGGGCGGAGGGAGCCGAGCUCUCCGUGCUGCCGCCGCCGCCGCGCGUCCUGCUCCUUCUGGUGGCGGAGAGAUGCCAGCCGGAGGGCCCGGCGGCCGCUGAGCCUUCGAAGGGGCCACGUUUGCACGGGUGCGCUCGUUGCGCGCGGCCGGAGGGGCGCCCCGGGCGCAGGGGGGCCGUCCGGCCGGUGGGGGCGGCCGCCUAUGAAGGACUGCUUGCCGGGGCCGGCGGCGGCAUGGAGGAGGAGGAGGGGGGCGGCUGCGGGGGGGCGCCGUGGCCGUCGGCGCUGGCGAAGGAGGCGUCGGAGCUGACGGUGAUGGACGUGUACGACGUGGCGUCGCUGGUGGGCCAGGAGUUCGAGCGCCUGAUGGAGCGGCACGGCUGCGAGGCGGUGGGCCGGCUGAUGCCGCAGGUGGUGCGCGUCCUGGAGCUGCUGGAGGCGCUGGUCGGCCGCAACAACCACCUCGACCCCGAGCUGGACGAGCUGCGCCUCGAGCUCCACCGGCUCCGCCUCGAGCGCGCCGACCGCAUCGACAAGGAGAGGAAGCACCAGAAGGAACUGGAGCUGGUCGAAGACGUGUGGCGAGGGGAAGCUCAAGAUCUCCUCACCCAGAUCGCUCAGCUGCAGGAGGAGAACAAACAGCUGCUGACCAACCUCUCUCACAAAGAUGUCAAUUUCUCAGAGGAAGAGAUCCAAAAACACGAAGCAGGGAUGUCCGAAAGGGAGAGGCAGGUGAUGAAGAAACUGAAGGAAGUGGUUGAUAAACAGAGGGAUGAAAUCCGAGCCAAGGACCGGGAGCUCGGGCUCAGGAACGAGGAUGUGGAAGCGCUUCAGCAGCAGCAAAACAGACUCAUGAAAAUUAAUCAUGACCUUCGCCACCGGAUCACCGUGGUAGAGGCUCAAGGAAAAGCUCUCAUCGAGCAAAAAGUGGAGCUGGAGGCGUAUCUUCAAACCAAGGAGCAGGAAAUGGCAGCACUCCGGGCCGAGCUGGGGAAGUUCCGGGAGAAACUGCAAGGGGAGCCCAGCCAAAAUGGAGAAGAAGUUCCGGCAGAAGAACCAAACAACGAGGAGUACAUCUCCGAAGCAGAAAAGAUAGCCAUGGAUUUGAGAGACCCAAAUCGGCCCAGGUUUACUUUGCAGGAGCUGCGGGAUGUUUUGCACGAGAGAAAUGAACUGAAGUCUAAAGUUUUCCUGUUACAAGAAGAACUUUUGUAUUAUAAGAGUGAGGAGGCCGAUGAAGAAACCAGAUCCCCUCAACCUAUGCCCAUCAUUCACUCAAAACCAUCCACUCAGCCAGAGUCUGGUAUCAAACGGCUGUUUAGCUUCUUUUCCCGGGAUAAGAAACGGAUGCAAACCACGCAGAGGAACGCCCCCUUCCAGAAUUCCUUUGGCGAAUGGGCUGACUUGAACAAAGAUGGGGUUUACACGGAACAAGGCCUAGAAGCUUUGCAGCACCUGUGACCGGAACAAGAGGAUGGUUUAGUCGCUUUGCUAACCAACGUGGAGAAACUCGCCUAAUAGACCAUGACCCCUGGAUAUUCCCCCUCCCCACCACAAUUCCCUUGCCGUACACUUUGUGGUUGGCAUUAAGAGCUUAUUUCCAGACCAGUUUCCCAAAAGGGAUCCCUUAACUGUUUACUUUUGGCCGCCAAAAGCAAGAUUCAAGCAUCCGUAACGAUGGCUUUUGUAUACUCUGGUGUAGCCACGCUUCUAAAUCACUGGCUGUGUGUUAAUUUAACAAGCCUGUGGAUUUUCCUUCCUGGGUUUUGCUUUGUAUUUUUACUCACUGCAUUAACUGCACUUAACAUUUCCUUAAACCAAAAAAAAAAGGAUCUGUGCUGUUACUAAGAAGUUGCACGGGUAGUCCCGGGAAAGACUCUCUUUGCUUGAUGGAAGAAGCAGGCGCUGGAGAUUUCAGUUCAUAUUUUUUUCUUCUGCUGCUAAACACCGUUUUGGAGACUCCGCAUUCGUUAGUCUUCUCCGUCACAGGAGAAGCUUGCAAACUGGGCUAUUUCCUCCUUCGCUCCCCCCCUUCCUCGCCCACCACUCUCCUCCAGUGGCACCUUCCUUUUGCUGAAGGGAUCCAUUUCGGAAAGAUGGCCGACACAAAUCCUGGAACUGGAUCCAGACUGGCUCGGAACUGUGAAUUCUGGAUUGUUAUUUCUAGUGCCUGAAGCAUGAUCACGUACAAGGUUGCGAGGGUGCCUUGCAGUUGCGCUAUGAAUGUUCUGACUUAUUAAUGGAAACUGAACUGUAGAAAGUCAUGCUAACCUUUUAAAAAAAGUUAUCCUCAUACCCAGGUUGCCCCUCUCUUUUCAUUGCCCUCUUCUGCAAAGAGUGCUUUUUCCCCCACAGGGGCCUUGGAAACAAUGUCCACCAGCUUUUUAACCACUUCCCUCCAGAUGUAGGAUCAAGAUCCAAAGAGCUGUGGUAGGCACGCCUGUUUGUUAUUGAGAAUCCUAGCAUGCAUUUGCAUUUAUUUAUUUAUAUCGCACUUUUUCCUCCAUCACCCGGGACUCAAACCAGCUUGGAAUAUUCUUUUUCCCUCCUCCAUGCUCUUACAACAACCCUGUGAGGUAGACCGGGCUGAGAGUUUGUGAUAGAAAUUAGGGUUUGAGCCUGCGUCACCCAAGUCCUAGUCCACCCCUCUACCUACUCCAGCAUGAGGUCAUAGAGCAGUGUUGGCGAACCUAUGGCACGGGUGCCAGAGGGGGCACUCAGAGCCCUCUCUGUGGGCAUGUGCAGAGUUCCCCCCCC